GCUUUGGAGACCUUAGAUCUCUUGAGACCAAGAUGGCGGCGGCGGCGGCGGCGGCGUCUUGUGGCGGCCACGGGGGUCGCUUUCUGGCGUCCGGGCUGUUCCGCAACCGGGUGGCCAUCGUGACCGGCGGGGGCACCGGCAUCGGCAAGGCCAUCACCGCCGACCUGCUGCAGCUCGGUUGUAAUGUAGUCAUUGCCUCCCGCAAAUUCGACAGAUUAAAAGCUGCAGCGAACGAGCUAGCUGCCAAAAUUCCAUCCACAGUUUCUGCCCAGGUUACCCCUGUACAGUGCAACAUUCGCAAAGAAGAGGAGGUAGAGGCACUGGUGAAAUCAACAUUGGACCUUCAUGGGAGGAUAGAUUUCCUGGUCAACAAUGGGGGAGGCCAGUUUCCUAGCCCAGCAGAAGCAAUUAGUUCAAAAGGCUGGAAUGCUGUGAUUGAAACUAAUUUGACUGGGACCUUCUACUGCUGUAAAGCAGUGUACAAUGCUUGGAUGCAGGAUCACGGAGGUGCUAUUGUCAACAUCGUGGCUGAUAUGUGGAAAGGGUUUCCUGGCAUGUCACACAGUGGUGCAGCAAGAGCCGCAGUCGAUAACCUGACCAAAAGCCUAGCCAUCGAGUGGGCCCGCAGUGGAGUGAGAAUUAACUCUGUUUCCCCGGGAGUGAUAUUUUCAGAAACUGCUGUUGCACAUUACAAAGAUGGUGAAGAACUGUUUAAAAGCUAUGUCCGAAAAAUUCCUGCCAAGAGAUUAGGACUUCCUGAAGAGGUAUCUCCCUUGGUGUGUUUCCUGCUGUCUCCGGCUGCCUCUUUUAUCACUGGAGAAACUGUGAAGGUUGAUGGUGGGCAGAGCAUAUAUAGUUCCCCAUGGGAAGUACCAGAUCAUAAUAGAUGGCCACCUGCACCAGAUGGAGAUAAUGCCAAAGCACUCAAGAAGAUACUUUCAGGAAAAGCUUUGUCAAAGCUGUAAAACAAAAGAAAUGGGGUUAGCCCCCUUCCAUGCCUGUCAGUGGAUAAAUGCUGCCUUUCAGUAAUUGACUGCAGUCUUGAGGAUCACAGCCCCACUGGGGUAACAAACUGUGCCUUAGUUUUCUUCUUAUGAUUUCUCUGAAGAAAGUCCUUCAGAACCAAACAACUGUCAACAUGUGCUGCUGCUGGCUUUGAUGUAAAAGGGUAAAUGCAUCUCUCAUGACUUCUGCUUUUGCAAUUUGCACUCUAAGCUCUGCUCACUAAAUCACGUACAUAUGCUGCAUUAACAAGGUGCUGAAGUGAAUUACGGUCCAAGUUCUGUAGCUUGCUCUCAUCACAGCCUUUCUGAUUGCCAUGCAUUGAUUACUCACUUCUGCCAUAAGAGUCUUUGGCACAGCUCCCAGAGAUGAGAGAUGUUGGUGCACAAUAAACUGGUGGUUUGUAUCUA
Podarcis muralis (Common wall lizard) is the source of this 1412-nucleotide messenger RNA. RefSeq names its product peroxisomal trans-2-enoyl-CoA reductase (gene PECR). Gene Ontology annotation, biological process: phytol metabolic process. Gene Ontology annotation, cellular component: peroxisome. Lineage: Eukaryota; Metazoa; Chordata; Lepidosauria; Squamata; Lacertidae. The record is from RefSeq and is a predicted model, not a curated record. Gene Ontology annotation, molecular function: trans-2-enoyl-CoA reductase (NADPH) activity.